AUGGCCAAAAAGAAACCACCCAAGAAGCACGCACUAGGCCACAAACCCUCUGGUACUGGCUCUCGGUCCUCAUCCCCUGCUUCAUCGCAGAAAUCUUCGCCUGUGUCUAAAACAGCCGAAAUUGAAUCUCCUCCCUUUGGAAUCCAAAGUGAUGAGGAAAAUCGCCACUCUUUGCCCGAGGAAGCUCAAGCAAAGGAUGCCCAGCGGAUUAGCGCCACAGAUGUGGAAACCCCCAAAUCUGUAAACCUAGCUACAGUACCCAUCUCUGUACCUGGGUCAGAACCGGCUGAAACUACGAUAGUCCCACCUACUGCUCCGACUGUAGCUGCGACAGAGAAAGCCUCACCUGCGGUCUCAACUGUAGCUGCGACAGUGAACGCUCCUUCUACUGUUCAAGCGGUAGCUAGAGCAGAGAUAGUACCACCUGCAGUCAUUACUGUAGCUGCGACUGAAGAUGUUUCUUUGGCAGGACUUCCUGAGCCUGAGAAGACAGCUGGCCGUAAAGCGGCAGAUAUCUGGAAGAGCUUUGUCAAAGAAAGCACGAUAACACUACUCCCUAAGGAAAAACCGUUUACUCUAGAUUCAGGAGAGCUGUGUGUUACGAUCCCUAAUGCUGUUGUUGAGAAGAACAAAAAAGCGUGGGAAUGCUUCAUCAUUGGACAAUUCUACGAGAAGGUCCCUCCUCGUGGAGCAGUUCACGCAAUUGUCAAUGGAAUAUGGAGUCGCCAAAGACGGGAUAUCUCGGUUACCAAAAUGGACGGGAAUGCUUUCCUCAUAAGGGUCCCUUGUCCUAAUGCACGAAGACAUAUACUGAGCCAGCCGUUGUGGCAGAUUGAUGGUCAGACAAUGUUCGUCGCAAAAUGGUCGCCGGGAGUACAGCAAAACAAACCGGAGUUAGAAAUGGUUCCUGUCUGGCUGGACUUCACGGGUGUCCCAUUGCAAUUCUUCAACCGAGACGCCCUGAAAGAGAUAGCGGGCCUGGUAGGACACCCAGUCCGUCUUCACCCUUCAACGGAAAACUUGACAAACAUUGAGGUAGCAAAAGUCUACACUAUUAUUGAUCCGAGAAAGCCUCUCCCGGAGUUUGUUAACGCAAGCUUUGAAAGCGGCGUUACCCACCGCAUCUCAGUCUCAUGCCCAUGGUUUCCUUCUGUAUGCUCGUUCUGCAAAAAAGUUGGGCACACUAUCUCACGAUGCAAAUCUGCUACGCCAACUUGCACCCUGUGUAACUCUGUUAAGCAUCCUACUAUUUCAUGUCCGCGAUAUAAAAAUGAAGCAGCAAAGAGUACCCACUCAAACACGAGUGGCCACUCAAAACCUAAGAAUUCCAAGAAAAUCAAGCAGGUCUACAAACCUGUAGCGAAUCAGAUUGAAGGUCAGGGUUCUAAAGGAUUGAAUGUUACCGCAGGAAUUCAGGAAACCGGCAAGUCUGUCGCAAGGUCUCCUGAACAGAGACCGGAAGAGCUGACCAGGAAUCUCGAAAUGACAAGAGCCUCUACCUCCAGUGCAGCGGGAUUACCUCCAAACCCAUUUCAUGUUUCCAGCCAGGAAUUAGAAGAGGGCGAGUUUUGUAUUGAUCUGAGUCUUUAUGGGGGAAUCUCCCCAACUAGAUCGAAUCUUUCAGGAGAAAACUCUACCUCUGAAUCUUCGGAGUACUCAGAAGAUGAGGAUAAUCCAAGUGAAGAUCAUGACAAGUUCAUUGAAGUGAUCUCUAAAAGACACAAGAAGCUGCAGAAGGUCAGGAAAUGGUUAAAGAAAAAUAAACCUAUAUUCGGAGGUCUCAUUGAGACACAUGUACAGCCGGCAAAUGCAGCGACUAUAGUAUCUCGUUCUUUGCCGGGUUGGUUUUGUGACAACAACUAUGAUUUCUCAGAGCUGGGGCGUAUUUGGAUAAUCUGGCACAGUUCGGUCUCUGUUAGGAUACUCUCGAAAUCUCUUCAGCUAGUAAAUUGUCUGGUCAAGCUUCCUACUUCAGUCCAAGAAAUAAUGGUCUCUAUAGUCUACGGUUCAAAUGAUCAAUGUGAGAGAAGGCUUCUAUGGUCGGAACUGGAAGCUAUUUCAUGUGAUCCUCAAUGCAGUGGUGUUCCAUGGUUGGUGAUGGGUGAUUUUAACGAAAUAAUCUCACCUUCAGAGCAUUCCCACUUUGAUCAAUUCUCUUCCAAGCGGGGGAUGCGCGACUUCAGUGAAUGUCUUGACCGAAGCUCAUUAUCUGAUCUCCCUUUCUGCGGCAACACUUUCACUUGGACAAACAAGCAUGUAUCAAAGAAGCUAGAUAGAAUUUUGGUAAAUGAUACAUGGUUGAUCAAAUUUCCAGAAUCUAUUGGUGUGUUUGGUGAACUCGGAAUCUCAGAUCACAGUCCAUGCUGUGUUUUCUUAGAUCAGCUGAGACCUAAACAGAAGAGGCCCUUCAAGUUUUUCGCUCAUCUAACUCAGCAUCCAGAUUUCCAAGUCUUGAUUAAAGCUUGCUGGGACUCUCUCUCUUUCCAUGGCUCGCGACAACUGUGUAUCUCAAAGAAACUGAAGGCACUCAAACCAGUUAUUCGAAACUUCAGCAAAGACAACUUCUCCAAUCUGGAAAAGCGGGUUUCUGAAGCUUUUGAGCAUCUAAUCCAAUGUCAGCAAGUCACCUUAUCUGACCCUUCCCCUCUAAAUGCAGAGGCAGAGAGAGAUGCGCAAUCUAAAUGGUCUACUCUGGCAAUAGCGGAGGACUCUUUCCUCAAGCAAAGAUCACGGGUUCAGUGGACUUCUCUAGGCGAUGCUAACACUGCGUUUUACCACAACACGAUCAAAUCAAGAAGAGAUACCAAUCAAAUUUCUUUCUUCUUAGACUCCAACGAUGCGGUAAUAGACUCCCUCCCUGACAUCAAAAAUCACGCUGUGCAAUAUUUCACCGAUAUGCUAGGAGGACAAGUUACCCUGACUUCUUCUACGCCGGAAGCCAUCGCUGACUUGGUCUCAAUAAAAUGCGACCUAACUGCCAUUGCUUUAUUGGAUGCCCCUUUCACCGCCACAGAAAUCAAACAAGCUUUCUUUGAUCUACCGAGGAAUAAGGCGCCAGGACCAGAUGGAUACCCGGGUGAAUUCUUCUCCUCUCAGUGGGAGACUGUGGGUAAAGAUUUGAUUGAGGGAGUUAGUGAAUUCUUUCGUUCAGGGAAGCUAUUACAACAGUGGAAUUCAACGAUCCUUACCCUGGUCCCAAAGAUAACAAACGCCUCAAGGAUCUCAGAAUUUAGACCUAUUGCUUGUUGCAAUUCUGUAUACAAGGUGGUCUCCAAGCUUUUAGCAAACCGUUUAAAGCAAGUCCUGCCAACGCUCAUCUCCAAUGCCCAAUCUGCUUUCAUUCCUGGCCGUUUGCUUGUUGAAAAUGUUUUACUAGCUACUGAACUGGUUCAGGGGUACAACUGGAAGGCAAUCUCUAAACGAUGUAUGCUGAAAGUAGAUUUGAGGAAAGCCUUUGACACAUUGAACUGGAGCUUCAUUCUCAACACACUAGAAGCGAUGGAUUUCCCCUUGACUUUUCGGAACCUCAUAAAGCAAUGCAUAACAACGACCAGAUUCUCUGUGGCAAUAAACGGGGAGCUUUGUGGUUACUUUAAGGGAACUAAGGGUCUGCGACAGGGUGAUCCCUUGUCUCCGUAUCUAUUUGUUUUGGCUCUGGAGGUUUUUUCGCAGAUGCUGAGGGUCAAGUAUAGUGAUGGUUCUAUUGGCUUUCACCCUAAAGCCACUGAUCCCAAUAUCACUCAUCUCGCUUUUGCGGAUGAUAUCAUGGUUUUCUUCGAUGGAGAGAAACAGUCUCUGGAUCACAUUGCUCAGACAUUUGAAGCAUUCUCUAGGUGGUCAGGGCUCACUAUGAAUAGAACCAAGACAGAAUUAUAUGCAGCAGGUCUGACCCAGCCUGAAACCGACGACUUGGCAAGUCUAGGCUUCACUCUCGGCUCACUACCUAUUCGCUAUCUAGGACUCCCUCUAAUGCACCGGAAGCUACGGAUCUCAGAUUAUAGACCGUUAAUUGACAAAUUAAAGAGAAGCUUCACUGCAUGGUCUGUCAAAACUCUAUCUUUUGCAGGUAGGAAACAGCUGAUAUCAUCAGUGAUAUACGGUUCUAUAAACUUCUGGACAUCGGCCUUCAUCUUACCUAAGGGGUGUCUCAAGCAAAUAGAAUCUCUCUGUUCGAGUUUUCUUUGGAGCGGCAAAAUAUCUGGUCAUGUGAACACCAAGGUCUCCUGGAAAACGGUUUGCCUCCCUAAACAGGAGGGUGGUCUUGGACUAAGGGAUUUCGGUCUUUGGAACAAGACGCUGUGCCUAAAGCUUAUCUGGAGAUUGUUUGAUGAUACACAGUCGCUGUGGGCUGACUGGAUGAAGGCUUACAGAAUUGGCGGUAGCCAGAUUUGGGAGAUCGAUGAGAAUAUUGCCACCUCUUGGACAUGGCGCUCCCUUUUACAUCUUCGUCCUCUUGCUGAGAGAUUUAUUCGUGCUGAUAUCGGUAAUGGGGAGAAAAUUAGCUUCUGGUGGGAUUCUUGGACCCCAAUGGGACCAUUAAUUAAAUAUUUUGGGCCAAGGGGUCCUACAGAACUAGCGAUCGCAUCAAAUGCCUCUGUGGCAACUGCUUGCAAUCAGCAUGGAUGGAUGCUUAGGGGAGCUCGCUCUCCGGCUGCGGAAAACCUACACAUUUAUCUCACAACAAUCCCCCUCCCUUCAAGCUCAAAUCAACCAGAUUCAUACGUGUGGGAGGCAAAUGGAAUCAGUCUCCAUAGAUUCUCUGCAAAAGCCACCUGGGAGGACUUAAGACCGAGAGAUACGGUCAAACCGUGGACAUCUAGUGUCUGGUUCUCAGGCUCUGUACCUAAGCAUGCUUUUACUCUAUGGGUGGCCCACCAGGAUCGCUUGCCAACGCGACAGAGGGAUCAUCUAUUCUUGCGAUGUGAAUGGAGUGAGCAAUUAUGGCAUAUGGUCCUACACAGAUUGGGAGCAAGACCGAUAGCUUUUCACACCUGGACGGCCUUUGCUGAAUGGCUAAACAUCAGAGAUUCAGAGACAUCUAGACUCCUGAACAGGCUAGCCUCACAAGCUGCAGUUUAUAGCAUAUGGCAGGAAAGGAACAAGCGCCUUCAUGACUCGAUCUCUACCUCCCCUGCACAAGUUUUCAAGAUUAUUGAUCGUCGCGUACGGGAUGUCAUUCUGGGACAGCGGCAAAGAAAAAGCUUCCAUCCUCUGAUGCAGAGAUGGCUAGCUCACCUGUGA
Molecule: messenger RNA, 5241 nt
Organism: Brassica napus (rape)
Lineage: Eukaryota; Viridiplantae; Streptophyta; Magnoliopsida; Brassicales; Brassicaceae
Exons: 3
Coding region: 1-5241 (1746 amino acids)
Molecular function (GO): catalytic activity
Source: RefSeq, a predicted model, not a curated record